UCGAAUUGGCUAAUUUUUGCGCGAGUUAUAAUAAACGGGAAAGUUGCUAAGUUUCGAUAUGGAGAAACAAGAAAUGGUUAGAAUGGAAAUUUUAGAUCCCUCUGAUAAUGAAUCUGAGACGAAUAUUUCUGACUCUCAAGAAAAAUCAACCUAUGAUGUUAAUGAUCACUCUGAGCAAAUGGAACAGCCGCAGUUGGAUAAUUUAGCAGCUGAAAUUACACAAAAUGAAACCGACCGUGAAACAGAAAAAGACAACUUCAAAAUUUCUGCAGCUGUAGAGAAGCUUGACGAGACCAUAGAAACGACAUUAGAUGUCAUCGCGACGAUACCUGAAAAUGAGUGCGCUUAUAAUGACAUUGAGCAGAGAAGACGAAGCAUUGAUGUGAAGGGCGAGCAGAUUGUGUUGGUUGAAUCAUUGUCGCAGAGAAACUUGGAGUUGCAAAGGACGAUAAUACAAUUAGAAGCUCAUCUAGAACAGACAUCCCAAGCAGCCAAGUUUAAGAUCAUGCAAGAAUCAACCAAUGCAAAAACGUUGAUCAAACUGCACCAUGAAAACGAGCAACUCGCCGAAGCUUUGAUGAAAAGUGAAAAAAUGAAGAGAAAGUUCGAAGCUGAAGUAUCAAUUCUCCGAUUGAGACAAGAUGCUUUGAUGGGAAUUCUCAAAACACUUAUUGAAAAUCAUAUUGAUUAAGUUUUUUACCAUAUGCAAAAGUCUUAGAUAUACAAUAACAAAAACUGGUCGUAACAGGGCGAAGCCUUGAAUGUUUCGACUGCCUUUCUAGGUCUU
This is a messenger RNA of Symsagittifera roscoffensis, 787 nucleotides long. RefSeq lists its product as uncharacterized. The transcript has 4 exons. Lineage: Eukaryota; Metazoa; Xenacoelomorpha; Acoela; Convolutidae. The record is from RefSeq and is a predicted model, not a curated record. The coding region runs from base 59 to 691 and encodes 210 amino acids.